Messenger RNA from Myotis davidii, 1007 nucleotides. RefSeq names its product F-box/WD repeat-containing protein 12. The annotation marks the transcript as partial. Lineage: Eukaryota; Metazoa; Chordata; Mammalia; Chiroptera; Vespertilionidae. The transcript is spliced from 6 exons. Gene Ontology annotation, molecular function: protein binding. The record is from RefSeq and is a predicted model, not a curated record.
GUACUGUCCAGGGUGAGCGUGUUCCCGAACCACCCUGCCACCCUGCUCUGCUCUCCCGACUGCCAGUGGGUGGUCACACUGGCCCAGGACUCAGACCUGAGCCCCAAGGUGUUCCACUCACACUCCUUGCUGUGUCCACUGGAAGACGAGCCUCCUGUCUCCACCUCUCUCCCCAUCGGGCUGACUUCCAAAGCCUGCUGGGCCCCCGAUGAGGCGGCCAGGCUGGUGGUGGUGCACAGGGAUGACAGCGGCGUGCAGUGGGUGGUCACCACCUAUGAGCCAGGGGCUAAGAAGUCCAAGGAUGCAGUGAACGUUCUGGUACAGCAGAUCGCAAGUUUCAACCUGCCAGACACCAUGUUGCCUCCUCACCUCAUGAAGGGGCACGGCUCCCAAGUGGUCCUGCUGGUGUCGGAGUCUGAGCUGGUGCUCUUCACCAUCCACGGCCUGCGGCUGGCAGCCUUCCAGGACCAUCAGAAGCCCAUCACGUCCCUGUGUGUGGACCAGAGCCGAGUCGUCACCUCUUCUUUCGACCUCUCCUUGCGUGUCUACAUGUGGAAAAAGGGGAAUAAAUUUCCUGUCCUCAAGAGCUGCUAUCACUUGCUCGGGGGCUCCCACCGCUGGGCCAGUGGAUUCACCCAGGUGGAAAGUGACAGCAUGAGCAUUGUGGGCGUGGAAGCCAGAAGCGCUGGCACGAGUAUUCUGAGGUCAUACUACUUCCAGCUGCGACGAGACCUAGACAAGGAACAGGAAACGUAACAGGAGAGUUAAUAACCUGUUGUUGGUCCAUGUUCCGGCUGCCUAGCAAUCUGCCCAGCGCUGUUCAGAUAGUAAGUGGCAGAAAGGAGAGAAUGCCCAACGGGGGACUAGAAAACCCAUGCUUACAGUGCUGGGGGUGUCACAGAAUCAUUUUUGUUGUUCAGAUGUGUAAGUAAAUGUAUUUUAUCUUCUUAAUCUUGUGCAGUGUGCUUUAGACACAUUAAAAAAAUAAAUUGCUAUCAUGUAGAUGA